GGGCAUGCGACUACUUUGACAUAACAAUUUUGCCCUAAAUGAUAAAAACUUGGAUCACCACUGGAAUAAAGGACCGGAUGUAUUUACUAGAUAGCUAUUGUUUAUCUACGUCAAUUUGAAAGUUCAAAAUAAGUAGAAAUAAGUACAUAACUAGAUGGAUUCUGUUUGAUUGACUGACUGGUUUACCCUUCAUUUCCUGCAUUCCCUCGCCCCCUGGUGGACAUUACCAGAUAGCGCUUCUACACCCUCGGUGCUCAUAGAACCAGUUGUCAUGGCAACCGUACAGCACGCGCUCACAAAAACAAGAGCUUGACGGUUCACCGACAGUUAUCUCGACAUUCGACAUCUGCGACGCCAUCUUCCUCGUCCUCCGCUUCCUCUUCUUCCAGCGUUUUGUCAAGAGGAAAGGAAGUGACGAGCAGGCGCUCGCCGGGUUGAAGACGCAGGUGAAGCCGAGACAGACUCGGUCAGCAGCGAUGAGCGGAGCCAAAGCCCGCAGCGACGCGCCUGUUGCUGAAAAUGUCUCCGGCGGCGGGCACGGUUCUGCUGCCCCUACGCGGGACCGCAAGCCCGGCGGAGGCGUCUUGAAGAGGCUCAAGUCCCGGCGAAGCCAGGUGGAGAGCAGGCCCGUGACGGAGGAAGAGCUGCGGACGAGGAGUGGGCACAUGUCUCCGGAGGAUGUUCUGGGACUGCGAGUUGCUACGAGAGGAUACCUCUGUAAACCCGAAGACAACAUUUACAACAUUGACUUUGUACGUUUUAAAAUCAGAGACCUGGAAACCAACACCGUUCUGUUUGAGAUUGCCAAACCUCCACAUUCAGACGACGAUGAGGAGCACAGCGAAGGAGACGGCACGGCGGGUCGAUUUGUUCGCUACCAGUUUACACCGGCUUUCCUGCGACUGAGGACUGUGGGAGCUACGGUGGAGUUCACAGUCGGGAACCGGCCCCUAAACAACUUCCGCAUGAUCGAGAGGCACUACUUUCGCGAUCACCUGCUCAAGAGCUUCGACUUCGACUUCGGCUUCUGCAUCCCAAGCAGCCGUAACACCUGUGAACACAUCUACGAGUUCCCCCAGCUUUCUGAGACCCUGGUUCGUCAGAUGGUGGAGUGUCCUUACGAAACGCGGUCAGACAGUUUCUAUUUUGUCGACAACAGACUGGUCAUGCACAACAAGGCGGACUACGCCUACAACGGAGGACAAUGAUAGCUGGCACCCUUGCAUGCGGCAUCCGCUGCUCACAUCUGUUGACAGACAUGUACACACAUGCAUGCAUAAUGCAGAACAUUCAGCUCAAGCGUUCACCCAUGCACACACUCCUGCAGCCGUGUUCGAGAGGCCUCUCGUGUUUGUAAAGGUUCGACGCCAGUCGUUUGUUUCAUUUUCAGUGCGUUUUAUUUUGCUGGAAGUCGAUGGUAGUCUUGACUCUGACGUACAAAUAGGAAGAAACUCCGUAUUGCUUCAUUUAUCUAGUUUUAAAUAUCGACAGAUCUCUUUGAUACUUAAAAAAAAAAAAAAAGAGGGCUAAUCACUAGUGGCUGUGUAACAUGUGUUUAAAACAGGUCAAACAGCUAUUGGACGGAUAAUGAGACUUCUUUUAAGUGUCCCAGCUACUAUAGAAAUCACACACACACACACACACACUCAAUCCCCAAGUGGCACCCAUAGUGUUUGUCAGAAGCAGCUGUUAUCAGAGCUGCCGCCUCCACAAUCCACUCCAGACAACAUCAGGGGAGAGAGGAGGGGGUGAAAAAGAGAAACCAUCCACAAAAAAACACUCAUGUCAAACACACGCGGUUACUCCUGCAUUCUCCUCUCUGCAUCCCUUUCAUUUCUACACAAAGAGACACGUCCACACUAGUGCCGAGUCUCAUCAAAGGGUUUUUUUUCUUCUUUUAAAUUUAAGCCUGUUUGAUUGUAACAUGAAACAAGAUCAGGUAACAGCUAACUCUGCUUUAAUUCUUAUGAUGACCUGUAAAAAAAAAACUGUUUUAGAUUUUUAAAAAAAAGUAAAAAUCCUUCCUGUUUUACAAAGUGUUGAUAUCAUGAUGCAUGCGAUGAUAUGAUUUAAAUAUAUGUAAUUU
Molecule: messenger RNA, 2086 nt
Organism: Xiphophorus couchianus (Monterrey platyfish)
Lineage: Eukaryota; Metazoa; Chordata; Actinopteri; Cyprinodontiformes; Poeciliidae
Product: protein unc-119 homolog B-like
Exons: 5
Coding region: 477-1208 (243 amino acids)
Biological process (GO): nervous system development; cilium assembly; lipoprotein transport
Cellular component (GO): cilium
Molecular function (GO): lipid binding
Source: RefSeq, a predicted model, not a curated record